Molecule: messenger RNA, 626 nt
Organism: Danio aesculapii
Lineage: Eukaryota; Metazoa; Chordata; Actinopteri; Cypriniformes; Danionidae
Gene: dnajc12
Product: DnaJ (Hsp40) homolog, subfamily C, member 12
Exons: 5
Coding region: 25-525 (166 amino acids)
Cellular component (GO): cytoplasm
Source: RefSeq, a predicted model, not a curated record
GUAGUGCCGUCGAGGGUAGGAGGCAUGGAGGCGAUCCUGAACUGCAGAAAAGAGGAUCUAGAGGAUUAUUAUGGGCUGCUGGGCUGUGAUGAACUUUCUACGACUGAACAGAUUGUCAAUGAGUUUAAAGUGAAAGCUCUGGCCUGCCAUCCUGACAAACAUCCAGAGAAUCCCAAAGCAGUGGAGCAGUUCCAGAAGCUACAGGAAGCCAAAGAAGUUCUCACAGAUGAGAAGAAGAGAAAGAGUUAUGAUCUGUGGCUCAGAAGUCAAAUUAAAAUCCCUUUCAGUGAAUGGCGAGCACUCAGCGACUCUGUGAAAACAUCAAUGCACUGGGCUGUGAAGGCCAAGAAGGAGCCGAUGCUUGAAGCUGCAGAAGAUUUAAAUCCAUCAGAGAAUGAAAACACGGUGCAGGAGAAACCAUCUGAAGCAUCACUGUCGUCAAGUGAUUAUUGGCACCAGAGGUUUCGAUGGGCUGGUGAAGCUCCUACUGGCCUUUUGCAGAAGUUCAGAAACUAUGAAAUAUGAUUUAAUAUGUUCUGUUGUUCAUUUUUUUGGGUGGCCUGGUCAUGUGUAACUGAAUGCAGAGUCAAGUAUUGCUUGUUAAACGUUCAACGUUGAUCACAGAA